UUUUGGAAGGAUCCUCGUCGAGUGUUACGAGAUGAGCUCUCCGACCGCGUCAGUCGUUGGCCCUGCAUCCCCGACCAAGACGUCGAUGGCCACGCGUAUCAACAAUGUGAAAACCAUGGAGCUGCCCAAGGUGCUACGGCUCAUGCGCGUGUGCAACGUGGGGUGUUCGCUGCUUCAAAUCAUCGCUGGGAUCACGGGCUUGAUCAGCAUCGUCACGCUAAACAUCACGGGCGGCCUCGUCUCCGUGUACGUGAUCACGUUCGGUCUGCUCUUCCUCUUGUUCGAGUGCCGAUUAACCAGCAUGGAAACUCGCAUUCGGCGCAACUUUGGGUUCCUGUACUCAUACAAGGGACGCGCGGGGUUCAUCUUCUUCAUCGGAUUUUUGGACUUUGGGAUGAACACAACACUCGGCACGGUCGCGGGGGUUUUCAUGUGCUGCAACGCCCUCCUCAACCUGUUUAUCAUGUGCCAGCACCCCGAAUUCAAGUUGGGACACAUCAGCGCGAGUGCGGACCCCACCACGGGGUACACCACCGGCAACCAAGAGGCCGCAACCUACCUGAGUGCGAAUCCACAAGUGGCCAUGCAAGCUGGCACGUUUGCGCUCUCAGCGGUGGGGACCAAGAAGUGAUCCACUCGAUGACUCCUCGAGUGCAGCUACGCUACGUUCGCCGCGUUUUAACGAUAUCUAUACAACUCUUCAUCUUUCUCCCUGCGCUGCUAAAUGGAUGGCACAAUGUCCGAGGCCUUAUAACAGACAAAAGACGACUCGCCGAGCAAUGCAACAUCCGAGGAGCCUCUCAUAACAGGGUCGCUCCAUGUCGUCGAGGUCAAAGCGAUUGAAGUUGUGCCCUUUGCAUUCCCAUGAAUUUGCUUGAAGUGAUCGUUGUCCGCAUAAUCUAGAUCAUUAUCCGGA
Aphanomyces astaci is the source of this 916-nucleotide messenger RNA. RefSeq lists its product as hypothetical. The transcript has a single exon. The record is from RefSeq and is a predicted model, not a curated record. The coding region runs from base 32 to 631 and encodes 199 amino acids. NCBI's taxonomy places the organism in Eukaryota, Oomycota, Saprolegniomycetes, Saprolegniales, Verrucalvaceae.